AUGACGAUUCACUCGAUCGAAGGUGUGGCACAGCAACCGGAAAGUAACUUGGCUACAUUCCAGUACGGUGGUUACAAUAGUUACAAUAAUCUUGAAAGAAAUUUCGAUCAACUUCGCCCGGAUCUCAGUGUACUUCUACCGAAUCCUGCGCAAGGAGGUGCGUUCGAUCCCAAUUGGGGAGCCAAGUUAGCCAAGGAGGUGGAACGCGCUUUAAUGACAGCCAGAACGUCCGGCAUUCAUAUGAAUCAUAUAAAAACGGAUGGACUUGGUGGACUAAUCAUCACCACACUAAAUGGAGUGAUGUCCGUUCGGGCUACGGUUGAUGGAACGCCCUACACGGCCACGUUGCCGGCUGACAGUUCGGUCUCUACCACUAAAAAUGAAUACUUCUAUAAUGGACAUAAGAUCCAAAUAUUUACGAUCACAAUUGAUGGUGUACCGUAUACCUAUACUACUGUCGAUGGUAAGACGACUGUGACUGAUGGGCAGGGGAAUGUGCUCAAAGAUGGUGGUCCGUUCCACGUUCCUACGGACUAG
Haemonchus placei is the source of this 537-nucleotide messenger RNA. The record is from the annotation of a GenBank genome assembly. NCBI's taxonomy places the organism in Eukaryota, Metazoa, Nematoda, Chromadorea, Rhabditida, Trichostrongylidae.